AGUCUCUAUUGUGUGGCGCGAUAUUGCGAGCCAAAGGUGCGCUGUGUGUUUGUUUCUUUCCCACGGACGAUAGCGGUUCGUUAAAAUGAGUCAAGAAAAUCAAGUAACUCCUCCCCCAGUGAUGUGGGCGCAGAGAAGUUCAAUCCUUUACGUGACAAUUUGUCUGGAGGACUGCAAAGAUCCCACAAUAAAGAUCGAACCAGAGAAAAUAUACUUCAAGGGAACGGGUGGCACAGAGAGAAAGGACCACGAGGUGACGAUUAACUUGUACAAAGAGAUUGAUCCAGAUAAGACUGUGCAGAAUGCUAAAGGCAGACUCAUCGAGCUGAUACUUACGAAGAAGGAGGAGGGACCCUACUGGCCACGAUUGGUCAAGGAGAAUAAGAAGUAUCACUGGUUGAAGAGCGACUUCAACAAGUGGAAGGAUGAGGAUGACACUGAUAAUGAGAGCGAUGAGAACAACCCACGCGAUCUGGAAUCGGUCAUGAAGAACAUGGGCUACCUCGGAGGUGGUGGUGCUGGCGACGCAAGACCAAAUUUCGACGACCUCGACGACAUGGCUGAUGAAGCAGACGCUGCAGACAGUGAUGACGACGAGAUGCCUGAUCUCGAGUGAAUGAGAAACCCCCCACAGACCAAAUCGAUAAAUAAAAUUAACAAAAAAAAUCAUAAUGAAACGUUUUAAAUCCUCUUAAAAACGUGUUCCAACCUUUUCAAUAACAAAACAAAGAAAAAAAUGAAGAAAAAAAAUUGUGCACACCGUGAAAUGCGUGAUUCUUAAGUUAGGCCUCGAUGAACAUUUUAAAAUAAAGUUAAUGCCUGGGAUAUUAACGAUAUCACGAGGGUUUUCCGUAAAAAAAUGUAACUGACAACCUAAGUGACAUGUGCCAGCGGCCAGUCCGUUAGACAAAUGAUAACGACGUAACUUAAGAUAAUAAAACGAAGGAAAAAAAAUGGACGAAUAAUUAAUAGAAUCGAUGAAAAUCCAAUUCCCUGACCCACUCAUCCCAUUAUCAUUACAUGUAGAUUCAUAAUUAAUUAAGAUUUAUUAAAUUGUAA
Molecule: messenger RNA, 1059 nt
Organism: Diachasma alloeum
Lineage: Eukaryota; Metazoa; Arthropoda; Insecta; Hymenoptera; Braconidae
Gene: p23
Product: prostaglandin E synthase 3
Exons: 3
Coding region: 86-616 (176 amino acids)
Biological process (GO): chaperone-mediated protein complex assembly; protein folding
Cellular component (GO): cytosol; nucleus
Molecular function (GO): protein-folding chaperone binding; Hsp90 protein binding
Source: RefSeq, a predicted model, not a curated record